AUGGCUGUUAGGACACAUGUUGUGUUUGUCAACCUAGUGCUGCCUCUCCAGUUUGAAGAUCACAAAUGUUCGGAGGAUGUUGUCAUUGACGACGCCAUGUUCUCCUGGACUGUGGCUGAGGUCAAAAAACAUCUGGUGACUCAUGAUUCGCUGGCUCACUUCAAACAGCCGCCCGAAUUCCUCGACCUGCUGAUAUGUAUGGCUGGCCGUGGCGACAACUACGCGUCCACACAAGAGACACUGCUGAGAGAUGACGAGGUACUGGCUAAUUAUGCUCACUAUCUGCAUGCUGGACAGUUACUUCUUCUGAGAAAGCGAAAACUGGCACUUGAGGAUCACGUGACUUACUGGACAAAACGACUAGAGCAGACGGGAAUCAAUGCUGACGUCAUGCUGGGGCUGUUUCUAGUAGUCGCCAUCAUGGUCACUGGAGCAUGUUUUGGCAUGAACUCCAUUGAGAACACCAUCUGGUGGCAGCACUGA
Candidula unifasciata is the source of this 483-nucleotide messenger RNA. NCBI's taxonomy places the organism in Eukaryota, Metazoa, Mollusca, Gastropoda, Stylommatophora, Geomitridae. The record is from the annotation of a GenBank genome assembly.